AUGAAUAAAAUUAAUAACAAUAAUAAUAAUAUUCAUAAAUUAAUAAAAAGUUUAAAAAUAGGAAAUAAUGAUAGAAUAAAUAACAAUAAUAAUAUUAUUAACAAUAAUAAUAUUAUUAAUAAUAAUAAUAAUGAUUUAUUAAUUGAAGAUGAUUAUUUUAAUGGAUUAUUAUCAACAUCACCAUUACCAUCACAAUUUAAUCAACUUUCGUCAUCACCACCAUCAAUUAAUAGUUCAUUAGAAUCCAUACCAAUGUCUCCAAUAAGAAUCCAAAGUAAUAAUGUUUGUCCAGGUGCACCAAUAAAACCAAAGAAAUAUUUACUUCCAAAAAGUAAUUAUAAUCUACCAAGACAAAGAUUAGUUUUUACAGAGUGUGUUGGUAGUGGUAGUGGUAGUGAUAGUAGUAGUGGUAGUACAAGUUCUCCAAAUACUGUUAAUAAUUAUAAUAGUGACGAUGAAUCAAAUGCUGCCGUAGUAAGUUUCUCUCCAAAAGUUUCUAAAAAAUUAUCACAAUCUUCUGUUCAAUUCAUACCAUCUUCUUCUUUUAGACAAAUGGAUAGCCCAUCUGGUAAUCAAAAUGUUCCUGUAUUUAAUUCUCCAAAAGCAAGAAAAAGAUUAGUCUUUUAA
Messenger RNA from Dictyostelium discoideum AX4, 627 nucleotides. RefSeq lists its product as hypothetical. Bases 1 to 627 code for a protein of 208 amino acids. The record is from RefSeq and is a predicted model, not a curated record. The transcript has a single exon. Lineage: Eukaryota; Evosea; Eumycetozoa; Dictyosteliales; Dictyosteliaceae.